Salmo salar (Atlantic salmon) is the source of this 1912-nucleotide messenger RNA. RefSeq names its product small muscle protein X-linked (gene smpx). Gene Ontology annotation, cellular component: muscle tendon junction; M band; costamere. The record is from RefSeq and is a predicted model, not a curated record. Lineage: Eukaryota; Metazoa; Chordata; Actinopteri; Salmoniformes; Salmonidae.
GAGAGAGGGAGAAGCCAGGGAGAGAGAGUUGAGAUGUUUUAUAUGCCUGAUCAACCUUCUAUUAGUCGUUAAUGUCUGGCAUCUUGUGACGUUCUCAUGACAAUUUACACCACUGUCUUGUAAUGUUAAAUCAACUGUUCAUGUUUCAUGAGUCUCUUCUAGUCGUUGUCAUUCUAUAAUCCCAGAGUUUCAUUUUGGGGCGGAGCUUUGUGUCUGAGAGCCAACCACACGGAGCAGAAUCAGGUCAGUCUGCUGGAGAGGACCUGAAAAAAACAGGCACAGAGCGCAGCAGGAGGAUAGUUGACUGACUGAACGAGCAGCAUGUCUAAACCAUCGUCCAACGUCAAAGCCCUGCAGGCAAAUCUAAAUAUUCCGAUGGGAGCGCUGCGUCCAGGUGCGGGACAUCCUGUCAAGAGGAGAGAGGAGACUGUAGACACAGAGGAGGCUCCUCCCCCAGACCCCCUGCAGGAAGCCACGGCCCUGUCACCAGAGGAGAAGAAGCCAUUGCCAGGAUCGAUGAAGCUUCCUGGUCCAGCAGUCAACCUAUCAGAGCUGCAGAACGUCAAGAGUGAACUACGAUGGGUCACCAAGGACUAACACAUACACUGCUGUUUCCCAACUUGUCCUCCAGUACUGAAUCAGGUGUGCUUGUCCAGGGAUACAAUAAAAUGUGUACUGUUGGGGAUACUCGAGGAGUACUACCGGUUAAUCAGACCCACAACCACCCUGCAUCUUCUACUGAUGGACUACAACUUCCAUACCCACCCUGCAUCUUCUACUGAUGGACUACAACUACCACACCCACCCUGCAUCUUCUACUGAUGGACUACAACUACCAGAUACACCAUGCAUCUGCUACUGAUGGACUACAACUUCCACACCCACCCUGCAUCUUCUACUGAUGGACUACAGCUACCACACCCACCCUGCAUCUUCUACUGAUGGACUACAAGAUACACCCUGCAUCUUCUACUGAUGGACUACAACUUCCACACCCACCCUGCAUCUUCUACUGAUGGACUACAACUACCACACCCACCCUGCAUCUUCUACUGAUGGACUACAAGAUGCACCCUGCAUCUUCUACUUCCACACCCACCCUGCAUCUUCUACUGAUGGACUACAACUUCCACACCCACCCUGCAUCUUCUACUGAUGGACUACAACUACCACACCCACCCUGCAUCUUCUACUGAUGGACUACAAGAUGCACCCUGCAUCUUCUACUGAUGGACUACAACUACCACACCCACCCUGCAUCUUCUACUGAUGGACUACAACUACCAGAUCCACACUGCAUCUUCUACUGAUGGACUACUACUACCAGAUUCACCCUGCAUGUUCUACUGAUGCACUACAACUAGCAGAUCCACACUGCAUCUUCUACUGAUGGACUACAACUACCAGAUCUACCCUGCAUCUUCUACUGAUGGACUACUACUACCAGAUUCACCCUGCAUGUUCUACUGAUGGACUACAACUAGCAGAUCCACCCUGCAUCUUCUACUGAUGAACUACAAGAUUGACCUUGCAGCUUCUAUUGAUGAACUACAACUACCAGAUUCACCCUGCAUCUUCAACUGACUAACAAUAAGAUCGACCUUGCAUGUCCUACUGAUGAACAACUACCAGAACCAAUCUACAUCUUCUACUGAUGGACAACAAGCCCUACCCUGCAUCUUCUACAGAUGAACUACAACUACCAGAUCCACCCUGCAUCUUCUACUGAUGAACUACAAAUACCAGACCCAACGUACAUCAUCAACUGAUAGACUACAACUACCACCAGACUACACCUAACCCUAUCAGCUACAGACAUCUAUACCAGACUACACCUCACCCAAUCAGCUACAGACAUCUAUACCAGACUACACCUCACCCUAUCAGCUACAGACAUCUAUACCAGACUACA